Molecule: messenger RNA, 2120 nt
Organism: Scophthalmus maximus (turbot)
Lineage: Eukaryota; Metazoa; Chordata; Actinopteri; Pleuronectiformes; Scophthalmidae
Gene: atpaf1
Product: ATP synthase mitochondrial F1 complex assembly factor 1
Exons: 9
Coding region: 9-944 (311 amino acids)
Biological process (GO): mitochondrial proton-transporting ATP synthase complex assembly
Cellular component (GO): mitochondrion
Source: RefSeq, a predicted model, not a curated record
CACUAUAGAUGUGGGACGGGGGCGACGGAAAGAUGGCGGCCGCCGUGGUGCAGAUGUCGUGCCUGUAUCGGGGCAUGUUGGCGGUCAGGGCCGCCGGCAUCAGGCCGCUGAUCCCCGGGCUGGUGCCGGCGCAGUUCCGCGCCUUCUCGGUGCGGAAGGAGCCGCAGCUGGAGGAGAACCCGUUCUUCAGCAAGUACCAGGACAAGAUCCAGCAGCUGCGCAGCACCAAACCGCAGGAGUUCAAGGCUCGACUGGAGAAACGUCAUGAGGCCAAGAAGGAGGUGCUGGGACAGUCGAAGCAGGCGGAGUUCGUCAGGCUCAUGGAGCAGGAGUUGGAGAAACGGGACAAGAUGGCUGCCGACGACGGAGCGUCGGGAGGUUUCACUAAGAACAAGACGCUGGGCUCCAUCCUCAACAUGGAGCUGAUCCAGGACAUGACGGGCGAGGAGAUCUCAGAGCUUUGGAUGAAAUAUUAUUCGACGAAGGACACGAUCAGCGCCGUCAUCCCGACGCAGAACUAUGAGAUGAUUUCCAGCAGGUCGAAGUCGAACGCCAUGUUCCUGUACGCUCUGCCUCAGAACGAGGGCUACGAGUUCUUCCUGGGUCAGUGGUCCGGACACGAGCUGCACUUCACCUCGCUCAUCAACGUCCAGACGCUGGGCGAACACGCUCCCAGUCAGCUGAUCCUCUACCACUACCCGGAGCUGAGGGAGGAGAAGGGCGUCGUCCUCAUGACGGCCGAGAUGGAUCCCAAGUUCAUCACCGUCCACCAGGCUCAGUGCUUGGCCAAUCAGGUGCAGCUGUUCUACGGGACGCAGCGGCAGGAGACGUUCCGACUGGUGGAGACGUUCAACCACAAACCGGCCGACUUCAGACACAUGCUGGUGAUCGCCGAGCUGGAGCAGAGCGGCCUGGGCCCGGCCGUCGCCCCCGGGGGCUCGUAGGGGACGGGCGGACGGAGGUCAGAGGUCACCGUCUGGGGGGGGGGGCAUCUCCUCGUCUCACUCCCAGGAACUGUUUUCAUUUUAAAAGACGCUCGGGAUGAAGUCCAUCCUUAAUGUGAAGUUUGCAGCGGCGACGUCGUCUGUGAUUCAGGACGAAGCUGCUUCUCGUGACACCGUGAACUAGUCUGGGACUCGAUCGUCGAUCAUGUGUGAAGUGUUUAACCAGUGGUAAUUGAUCGGUUCAAUGAUAAAUGAAUGAACAUUUAUAUAUAUAUAUAUAUAUAUAUAUAUACAUACAUACAUACUGUAUCCUACUCUCUAUGUGAUCAGAAUGGACCGAAGGGACUUUAUUAGUCUCCAGAAAACUCUUACAUCAUCCCCCAAAACAAUAAAAUAUUUAAAACUGAAAUAAUUUUUUCUUAAUAUCUUCCCAGAUUUUUCCUCCCGUUGUGAUUUCUUUAAAAAAAUAUAUCACCACCACAUGUUCACGCGUGCCUCUUCUGCAGCUUCUCAGAUCAUCUAAUUUAAACGUUUCCUUUUGAAAACCGAGGUCGGUGGCGUUGUUUUGAGUGUUUUCAGCUCGUGAACCAGCGGUUGAAUCGAGAUGUGACCGGUGUCGUUUUGAAAACUUAUUGAAACGUCGCAACCCAUGACGUCAUCUUUUUGCAGAAAAUUUUCACCCAUCAUCCACUUGACCAGACAUUAAAACAAAGGCUGAUUCUGAUGUCAUAUACCACAUUUUAUCGUUAAAGGGUCAAGGUCACAGUACCAAUUAUCACUGAAUUCUUCUAAUAAUUCUUCAUUCAAUAGGCCCGUCGGUUCAUAGAAUAAAAUCUGUGGCGAACAUAAAAAUGAUAAAGAUGAAGCAAUUUUCCCGCGAAAUGCCAAAAGUAAUGUCAACGUGGCUGAAGUCUGCGUCUCUGAUCCCCUUGUUUUCUAGCAGCACGUCAGAAUCAUGAACACGAGUGAAACUAGUAAGUUUGUAAUUCUCACUUUUAUUGAAUUCGUAUGACAAAAAAAAAAAACACUGUGCAAAUCCCCCAAACAGAGUUCUUCAGGGAUGGUCAGUUAUUCAGUGAAAAACACACAAUUCUCUUCACAACAGCCUCGUCUCUCACACACACACACACACACACACACACACACACACACACACACACACACACACGUACACAC